AUGGUAGCAAAACAAAAAAGAGUUAGAACAUCGACACAUGGAUUACCUGCCAAUUUACAAACAAACUUGCCAAAUGUUACUUACAAUGAUGAUUGUACUGAUACUAUACCACAUGAAAAUCUAUGCUCAUCUAACCAAGUUUUAGAAAUUUAUACAUCUGAUAGUAAUAAUUCAACAAUUUCAUUUUUCAAAAAAUUCUACCAAUAA
This is a messenger RNA of Heterostelium album PN500, 207 nucleotides long. RefSeq lists its product as uncharacterized. Bases 1 to 207 code for a protein of 68 amino acids. NCBI's taxonomy places the organism in Eukaryota, Evosea, Eumycetozoa, Acytosteliales, Acytosteliaceae. The record is from RefSeq and is a predicted model, not a curated record. The transcript has a single exon.